Zonotrichia leucophrys gambelii is the source of this 5732-nucleotide messenger RNA. RefSeq names its product macrophage mannose receptor 1-like. The coding region runs from base 78 to 4418 and encodes 1446 amino acids. Gene Ontology annotation, molecular function: signaling receptor activity. Gene Ontology annotation, biological process: receptor-mediated endocytosis. The transcript has 30 exons. Lineage: Eukaryota; Metazoa; Chordata; Aves; Passeriformes; Passerellidae. The record is from RefSeq and is a predicted model, not a curated record. Gene Ontology annotation, cellular component: plasma membrane.
GGGUUUUCUUGCAAGGCUCUGAUUUGGUCUUUAGCAUCAAGACGAGGUGAAGGGAAGAAAGGAGUGAAAUAUUUGCCAUGUCUCUCUACUUGUCCCUGAUUUUUCUUCUCUCCAUUAGCACAUCUCUUCAAAUGUCUGGUAGGGAAAUAUUUUCAAUCUAUAAUGAAGAUAACAAGCUCUGUGCCCAGGCUCAGAACUCCAGCUCAGUCAUCACCACCACUUGUGAUGAGCACGAUGAGUUUCAGAAGUUCAGGUGGGUCUCUCCCACGCAGCUGCUGAGCAUGGCACUCAAGCUGUGCCUGGGAGUGCUCGCCAAGGACGACGAGGCUGCCGUCACCUUGGAAUCCUGCAACAGGACAAACCAGCUCCAGUGGUGGGAGUGCAGAAACGAGACACUUGCAACCCAUGGCAAGGAUUUAUUUCUCAACUAUGGCAAGGGGAAGGGGAAGAAAAUGAGGCUGUCCAAAGUAUCCAGCAAAGGGAGCAGGUGGAAAAUCCACGGAAGUGCAGACAGCGUGUGCUCUCAGCGCUAUGAGGACAUCUAUACCCUGGGAGGAAAUGCCUUUGGUGCACCCUGUGUCUUCCCUUUUAAGCACCAGGGGAAGUGGUAUGCUGAAUGCAUCCCUCGGAGGGACGAUGCAGACUCUCUCUGGUGUGCAACUUCUGCAGAUUUUGAUAAAGACCAGUUGUUUGGAAAAUGCCCACCUAAAGACACCACCCACAGUAACUUUUGGAAAACAAAUCCUGUGACAGAAACACGCUACCAGAUAAACUCAGAGUCACUUUUGACAUGGCACCAAGCAAGAAAAAGCUGCCAGCAGCAGGAUGCAGAAUUAUUGAGCAUCACAGACCUUCAUGAAGAAAUGUAUUUACUAGGGCUCACUAGUGACCUGGGCAUCAAUGCAAAGCUCUGGAUCGGUCUCUAUGGUGCACUUGACAGUGGCUGGAAGUGGACUGGGGGAAGUCCUUUCAGAUACCUCAACUGGGCCCCAGGAAAUCCCGCUGUGGAAUCUGGAAAAAUAUGUGGGACUUUCCAAGGUAGGAAUGGCAAAUGGGAAAACCAGCUGUGUGAUCGGAAACUGGGAUAUAUCUGCCAGAAGAGAAAUACCUCCUUGGAUUCUAUCACCAUUGCCUCAGAUGAUUCAAAGCAUUUUAAAUGCCCCAGGGAAUGGGUGGCCUAUGCAGGUCAUUGCUACAGAAUUUAUAGAACACCAAAAAUAUGGAAAGAAGCCCAGUCUUCCUGUAGAAAAGAGGAUGGAGAGCUGGCAAGCAUUCACAAUAUUGAAGAGUACAGUUUCACAGUGUCACAGCUCGGGUACAAGCCAGAUGAUGAACUCUGGAUUGGUCUAAGUGACUUCAGGAUUCAAAUGUACUUUGAAUGGAGUGAUGGCACACCUGUGACUUACACCAAAUGGCACCAUGGAGAGCCAACCCACACCUGGAAUAAGGCAGACUGUGUCCUUAUGAAGGGACAGGAUGGAUCCUGGGCUGACAGUGCUUGUGAUAUGAAAUUUGGCUACAUCUGUAAAAGGAAACCCUUGGCUGAAGAACCAGGGGAAGCUGAAGUCACUUACCCAGGCUGCCCGAAAGGCUGGAUGAAGCAUGGCUUUUACUGCUACUCCUUGGUGCAGCUGCCAACAACAUUUUCAGGUGCAAAAAAAGUUUGUGAAGAAAACAAAGGUUACCUGGCUACUGUAAGAGACAGAUAUGAACAAGCUUUUCUGACCUCCAUAAUUGGAUUCAAACCAGAAAAAUACUUCUGGAUUGGUCUUUCAGAUGUGGAAGAACAGGGGACAUUCAAGUGGGCUAAUGGAGAUCCCGUCAGCUUCACUCACUGGAAUGUGGGAAUGCCUGGAGAGGAGACAGGCUGCGUGGCCAUGGCAACAGGACGUUCAGCUGGAUUAUGGGAUAUUUUGAACUGUGAAGAGACAAACACAUUUCUCUGCAAGCAGCUGGUGGAGGGAAUCACUCCCCCUCCUCCUCCUCCAACAACAUCCCCUCUCCUGUUUUGCCCAGAGGGAUGGCAGUCUGUUUCUAAGAGCAGCUUCUGCUUCAAAAUUUUUCACGGAGGAAGGGAAAAAAUGCAAACGUGGUUUGAAGCAAGAGAUUUUUGCAGAACUAUUGGAGGAGAUCUUGCAUGCAUCCACAGUGAAGAAGAACAAAACCUGAUAGCUAGACUAGACAGAGGUUAUAUUCACUAUUCUUACUGGAUGGGUUUAAGUGCCUUGGACUCUGACAGUGGAUUUACAUGGAGUGAUGGCUCACCAGUAAAUUUUGAAAAAUGGUCACAUGGAGAACCAAACAAUUAUGAUGGGAAUGAAAAAUGUGGUGUGUUUACUGGCUAUCUCAAUAUGAACUGGAAUGAUUUAUUUUGUGAACACAUGCUUGACUUUGCUUGCCAAAUUAAAAAAGGAACCUCACCAAAACCAGAGCCUAAUUCCACAUUCAAUUAUGAAUAUACUGUGGGUGAAGAUGACUGGAUAAUAUACAAACACAAGGAAUACUACUUCAGCAGAGAAGCGAAGUCUAUGCAAAAAGCCAGAGACUUUUGCAAGAAUAAUGGUGGUGACCUUGUUGUCAUUGAGAGUGAAACUGAAAAAAAUUUUCUCUGGAAAUAUAUUUUCUAUAAAGACUGGGGGAACCACUUCUACAUUGGCUUAAGUGUGAGCCUUGACAGAACAUUCCGGUGGAUGGAUGGAACAUCAGUGAACUAUGUUGCCUGGGCUCCAAAUGAACCCAAUUUUGCAAAUAAUGAUGAAAACUGUGUGGUCAUGUAUACCCAUACAGGUACAUGGAAUGAUAUCAACUGUGGCAGUGUUGAGUUAUUCAUCUGUGAAAGGCUUAACAACACUGUUCGCCCAACUGUUGCUCCCACCUCACCACCACCAAAGGGUGGGUGUGCGGAAGACUGGCUCCUCUUUGAUAACAAGUGUUUUAAAGUCUUUGGCUUUAAUGAAAAUGAGACAUUGACAUGGCAUGCUGCACGAAACAACUGCAUUGAUCUUGGAGGAAAUCUGGCUACUAUAUCAAAAAAAGAAGAGCAAGCUUUCCUUAUGUCCCUGUUAAAAAAUGCUGCAACUGAUGCUUGGAUUGGGCUGAACGACAUAAAUCAGGAGCACACAUACUUGUGGACAGAUGGAAGCCCAGUAGACUAUACAAACUGGGCCAAAGGUUCCCGAAGUUAUUAUAGCAUGGAUGAUUGUGUCUUUUUGAUGAAGAACCCUAUUGAACAGGCAGGGAAAUGGAAAGAUGAAGGGUGUAAAGCAAGCAAAAGUUACAUCUGCCAAAAAAGUUCUGACCCCAAACUGCCGCACUACCAACCCACAGAUCCAGCGUUUGGCUUUAACAAUUAUGGUGAUGACCGCUACGAAGUCAUCAACUACAAAAUGAGCUGGGAAAAAGCAGAGAAGAGCUGCAGGGACCAGUCUGCAGAACUGGCCAGUAUCCUGGAUCCUUACGCUGAAUCUUUCCUGUGGUUACAAAUACUAAAGCACGGGGAGCCUGUAUGGAUUGGCCUUAACAGCAACAUAACUGGUGGCCAAUAUGUAUGGUCAGAUAGAAGAAGGAGCAGGUAUCUUAACUGGGGCAGUGGAGAGCCAAAUAAAAACAAGGCCUGUGUCUAUUUAGAUUUGGAUGGUUUUUGGAAGACAGCAUCUUGCAAUGAAACGUUUCCAUCCCUCUGUAAGCAAUCCAAUGAGUUAAUCCCUAGUGAGCCACCUCAGCUUCCUGGGAAGUGCCCUGAACCCAAGCGUGGUAGGUCCUGGAUUCCCUUCCGUGGGCACUGUUACUAUGUUCACACCAUUUCUGAGGAAAGUUGGCCUGACGCUUCCAUGAUGUGCAUUCAAAUGGGUGCCUCUCUGGUUUCCAUAGAAGAUUCGGCUGAAAUGAAUUUUCUCUUACUUUACUUGUCUCCACUUGCAAGUGAAUUCAGAAAGUUUUGGAUAGGAUUGUUCAAAAAUAUUGAUGGAGAAUGGAUAUGGAUGGACAGAAGUGCAGUAGAAUAUGUCAACUGGGAGAAAGGAGAGCCUACAGUACUUUUUGAUGAACACUGUGUUGACAUGGAUGUUUUAAGUGGAACCUGGAGGACCUAUUACUGCUCUGUUGACCAGAAUUUUAUUUGCAAAAUCCCCAAAAUUGCUGAAGUUGAGCCAACCCAUGAUUCAUCUGGCAAUAAUGCACCAAGAAACGAAGCUCCUGCUGCUUCAUCAUCCAGUGGUAUUGGUGGGAUGAUUUUUGUACUGGUCUUCCUUCUGCUGGCUGGCACUGGCCUCACAUUGUAUUGUUUCUAUAAAAGAAGACGUGAUCGACAAAUGUUUACAGCUGGGUUUGACAAUGCCAUAUACCGUGGUGACAUUGGAACUCAUGAAUCAAAUUGUCUUGUGACCAAUAUUGAAGAAAAUGAGCAGGCAACAAUUUAAUAGGCGGGAUAAUCUUGGGCUUGAUUUUGAAAAGAAUUAAAGUGUUGGCAUACAUAAGAAUCCUUAAGGAAAAGGAAAGCAAUUUUCUCCUGUGUAAAGUCUAUUUAAUUUUGCAUGGGGUGCUUCUUGCUUUCUCUACUAGCAGGAACAAGCAAACUUGCCAGGCAGAUACAGAGAUCUGCUCACAAACUUUAGUACCUGGGAGGGUUGCUGAGCUUUCACAAAAACCUGGAGCUGUGUUGUAUCAGCCAACACCCAGGCAGCUCCAGCCACCACGCACAUCCAGCAUCAUCUGUAGGCACAAGAACUGUGUUCAUCAUAUUCAGUUGUGAGAAUAUAGUCCUUAGCGUGUUCCAAAAAGUUUAUCCAGACCUGUAGGUACCCUGAAAGUGUCCUGUUGAUGUCCAGCACAGACUGGCAGAAUUGCACAGGUAGGACAGGAUGUUCAAGCUCACCUGGCGCAGAUCCCUGUUUGAAGCAAGACCAGGUCCUAGCUCAGCCAGGCAACUGCUCCAGAGCUGUGGGUCCAUGUCUUCUCUUUGCUACUGAGGCACCACAGAAACUCUUUGUGUUGCCCAUAAUAUCAGAAUUAACAUAAUUUCCUCCUCUGUUUAUGACUGAUGAAAGCACAGUGUAAAUUGUAUUUCUUCUGCUGUAGUUCUGUAACAUAUGCAUUGAAAGAACAACUAUGAUGAGAGGUGGGAAUGUAUUGUGAAUAUAGUUGUUUAUCAUAAACAGUCAAGUAGUUUAAACAGUCAAGUAGGGAUCUCAAAGGAUGCUGCAAAAGGGCAGGAAGGAAAGACAAAUUAUACUUAAUUCACACCUGAACAUUGACAUAAAAAUAUUCUUGAUAUCUCCAAUGCCAGUGUAGAUUUUAUAAAUUUUUAGGCCAUUUUGUCAAAGCCUAAUGAAACUUACCUUUAGAAAGUAUUUUCUAAUUUCUAACCAAAUUCACCCUGUGCAAGUCUGUUUUAAACCUUUGAGUCUCAUUCUAGACUUCCAUCAUGAUGGAGCUUAUGGCAUUGCAUCUUAUACUGGUCUACUGGUAUAAUUCUCAGGCUUCAUAAAUCUUAAAAUAGGCUCGCAUACAGGUGUUUUUAAUUUUCACCUUCCGAGUGUCUUUCAUGCCAAAUGCAAACAACCAAAUGGCUCAAAGCUCUUAGUGCAGUGGAUGGCCUUAUUUAAUUUGAUACUUUUUGAUAUUUUAAUCUUUUUACAGGUUUUAAUUGUGUUUAAGUUAAAAUAUUUUGUGUGUGUAUGAAAAAUAUGUAAAUAAGUUUUUAUUCUGCGUUGGUUCACUAAAUGGGAAUUAAA